CUUCCAUAGGCAGCACCCUGUUCAGCAGCACCUUGUUCAGCAGAGGGCCACCAUCCAAACUGACUGUAAUAAUCCUGACUACUACAGAUGGCUACUACUUUUCUGUUGCGUGGAACUGAGAACUGAUGACGAUAUGUGCCCGACUGAAGGAGACGUACCCCAAAUUUCAAGAAAUAAAGGGGGGUUGGCUUCUCUAUAAAUCUUCAGGAGGAUGGGGCUCCCGGAAGCUCACUCUUAUUCCACCGGAUGAAAGUAGGUACAAUGCCAAGAAUUUGAAGACGGCAACAAAUGGAUUUAAAGGAGUUCUUUACAUUGCUCCGCUACAAAUAGAACUUGACACCACUGCUCUGCCACCUGAAUCUGAAUCUUUUAAUGAAAUGCCAAAAGAGAAAUGCCAGAGAUGUGGAGUCAGUUAUCCACUACUGAUUCUGACUACACACAUAAAUACCUGUGUGAACAGUGAGGAUGCUGAACAGACAAAUGAUGAUGCUGACCAGACCAGUGAUGAAGCUGAACAAACCAAACAAGCAACUUGCCCCAUAUGUCAAAAAGAAAUGUCUCUCGAUGUAAUAGAGAUUCACGCAAGUUUUUGCAUGGGUGACAGUAUACAACCUCUGGAAUUAAAUGUGUCUAUGGAAGAACCAUCUACAUCUGGAGUUUACGUGCCGUUGACGUAUACCGCUGAACCUUCAAAUGCAGCUAAAGCCACAAGCAUGAGUCAUGAUUGGAAAAUUGAACCAGAUAAAAAUAAAGCAGCAUCCUUAUACACUAAGGAAAUAAUUCGCCAACAUGAGACUGGAAAAUCCCUCUUGAUGACCAUGGAUGUGAGAAUGGACAAGGAAGAUCAAGACAGAGAACUUGUUGCAUUCUACAAACAAAACGGCAUAGAAUGGGCAUGCCCUGUGAAGUGCAAACUCCAAGGGGAUGCUGCCAUUGGUGAAGGUGUGACUAGACACUUCUUUUCAACUGUUAUACAGAGGCUUCAGCAUGGUUUCAAUUUUAACAUGGGAAAUACUGCAAGGACCUGUCUCUUUGAAGGUGAACCAGGCCAUCUUGUUCCAUCAUCUUCACAAUUUCUCAUAGAGAGUGAUCUGUUCCUAGUUGCAGGACGCAUGAUUGGACCUGCAUUCCUACAUGGUGGACCUCGGCUGGCUGGAGUCAGCCAAGCAAUAGUCCAUGUACUUCUAGGUGGUUCAGCGCUGAGACUGCUACAGUGCAAAUCGAAGACUGUCCUGACCAUGAUAUUCGUGAAACCAUUUAACACUGAUAAGUACAUUGGUAGUAUAAUCAGUAAUUUAAACAAUUCAUAA
Messenger RNA from Cyprinus carpio (common carp), 1310 nucleotides. RefSeq lists its product as uncharacterized. Gene Ontology annotation, molecular function: ubiquitin-protein transferase activity. The transcript is spliced from 8 exons. NCBI's taxonomy places the organism in Eukaryota, Metazoa, Chordata, Actinopteri, Cypriniformes, Cyprinidae. The coding region runs from base 126 to 1310 and encodes 394 amino acids. The record is from RefSeq and is a predicted model, not a curated record.